AUGGUACCUAAACACACUUUAAAUGCCAUUGAUAAGUCACUUCAAGUUGUUUGCAAUAACUGGUUUCCUUUCGGUGUUAAAGUUAUUCUUAUGGGUGGAGACUUUACGCAAAUACUUCCGGUUCUAAUGAGAGGGCAACUAGUAGAUAUUGUUGAAGCCUGUAUAAAAUGUUUUCAACAUUGGCAAUAUGUUCAGCGAUUUUCAUUAACAGAAAAUAUGAGGGUUCGAGCUGAAGAUGAAGAAUUCUCUCAAUGGCCUUUAAAACUUGGUAGUGGAACAUUACCUUUAAAAGCAGAUGGUUCCUUUUGCGGUUGCAUUGAAAUUCCUGAGCAGUGCUUGCUUGGAGCAAAUGAAUCUAUAGCAGACAAGAUUUUUGAAGUUGCAGAAGAAGAUGAUUAUGCAAAACGUGCCAUUUUGACACUUACUAAUGUAGAUUCAUUAGCAAUAAAUAAAGAAGUUUUGGACCGUUUACCAGGAGAUGUAAAAGUUUAUUACAGUGCAGAUACUUUUGAAACAGAUGAUCUUAACAAAAUCAACAAUUUUACUGUUGAGUUUUUAAACAGUCUUACUCCAUCGGGAAUGCCUGUUCAUUGCCUAAAAUUAAAAAUUGGUGCUGUUAUAAUGUUACUUCGAAAUUUAGAUCUUAAAGCUGGACUUUGCAAUGGUACCCGAUUGAUGGUGCGUGCUCUACAAAAUAAUCACGUUGAUAGGCAAGUUCUAACAGGUGUUUCAGUUGACAAGAGGGUGUUUGUUUCUCGAGUUUAG
Hydra vulgaris (swiftwater hydra) is the source of this 765-nucleotide messenger RNA. RefSeq names its product ATP-dependent DNA helicase PIF1-like. NCBI's taxonomy places the organism in Eukaryota, Metazoa, Cnidaria, Hydrozoa, Anthoathecata, Hydridae. The record is from RefSeq and is a predicted model, not a curated record. Gene Ontology annotation, molecular function: DNA helicase activity. Gene Ontology annotation, cellular component: replication fork. Gene Ontology annotation, biological process: DNA replication; telomere maintenance; DNA repair.